AUGUGUAAUACCAAGUGUCUCGUAUGUGGCGAUACGGCUAGAGCAAACCUUAAGUUUAAGGGAAAUUUGUCACCCUUUGCCAGUAGUAACAAUAAUGAAUGCAUGGUCACUAUAACUACGUAUGACUAUCGCAUUGCAAAUCAUAAUACGUUUAAUGAAUCUGAAGCCAAUAAAUUGGGGGAACUGUUGAAUGCAAACAAGUGUUUCAGUGAGAGAUUAAUACCGAUGACCGUACAGGCGGUCACCUUCAGGGAUGUCAACCAGUUGUUGGAGAAUAGACCCAACCUUUUGGACAGACAUAUCAGACGGCAGAUCAAGAUGUGUAAAAACUUGGCGGAGUUUAACAGUAUUUGCGAAACCGAUAGGAUAUCGUUGAUUAAGUCCUCGUGUUUAGAGCUGUUUCUGUUGCGAUCGCUCACUAAAUACAAUAUCAACGAACACUUCUGGUCUUUCCAUGUGCAUUACUACCCUUCGAGCUCCUGGAGGCCAGAUAUGUUCAAGAGUGCCUCGUAUGACAGUCUAUUAAGACAAGCGGACGGCACAUCCCUAACACGCCAUUGUAGUCCAGUUCCGGCCACUGGUUUCGUACGUGCACUCAAUCGAUAUGAUAUCACCGGGACGUUUGAAUUUAAUAUUGACCGUAUGGUCGUAAUCCAUGUACGGGUGCUCCAGGAUGUGCUCCAACUCGCGGUUAUGACGCACGUGUCGGACAACCAUUUUUCUGCCUAUUAUUGCAAUGAAAAUAUAGAUUAA
Molecule: messenger RNA, 753 nt
Organism: Oppiella nova
Lineage: Eukaryota; Metazoa; Arthropoda; Arachnida; Sarcoptiformes; Oppiidae
Source: the annotation of a GenBank genome assembly